AUGCAGAGCUCCAAGAAGACACGUCUUCACGUCGCCAUUGCCGACAGACCAGCGUCUGCCCGCUGCCGCACACCCACCGCAGCUCACCUCCACACCACCAGCACCCUGGACCCAGGGCCUGUCAAAUCAUGCUGCUUUUCUCCAGAUGGUACCAUUUUUGCUAGCUCAUCACUUGAUUGUACAGUGCGGAUAUGGAAGGUGAACAAAGCAGAAUGUCUCCAUGUGCUAACAGAUCACAGUAAGAGCGUGGAGACAGUGUGUUUCAGUCCAGAUUCUAAGUAUAUAGUGUCUGCAGGUUGGGAUUGUCUUGCCAUCUUGUGGAAAGUGCAGACAGGACAAAAACUGAAAGCUUUCAGUGGACAUCAAGAUACCAUCUACUGCAGUGCUUUUGCCACAGACGGUUUAUGCAUAGCUACAGGCUCCUGGGAUUAUACAGUUAGAUUAUGGAGUGUACGCAAUGACAAGACCAACAGAGCACUGGAAGGACAUAAUGGCAAUGUCACCUGCGUGUGCUUCUCUGUAUCUGGCAUGCUGGCAUCUGGUUCCUGGGAUAAAACUAUUCGUGUGUGGAAUCCGUGCAGUGGCUCCCUCAUCUUUCUCCUGACUGGACAUGUAAAUUGGUUGAGGACCCUGUCUUUCUCCUGGGAUGGUAUCCUGCUGGCCUCUACAGGACAUGACAAGAUGGUAAGACUAUGGGAUUGUGAAACUGGAAAAUGUAUAAAAAUCCUCAAGGGAAUGCAAGAAAUUACCCAUACUUGUAUAUUUUCCCCUAAGGGCACUCUGCUGCUAAUUGGAUCCAUGGGAUUUUAUGAAUCAGAUUGA
Molecule: messenger RNA, 822 nt
Organism: Nanorana parkeri
Lineage: Eukaryota; Metazoa; Chordata; Amphibia; Anura; Dicroglossidae
Product: WD repeat-containing protein 38-like
Exons: 9
Coding region: 1-822 (273 amino acids)
Molecular function (GO): protein binding
Source: RefSeq, a predicted model, not a curated record